Apus apus (common swift) is the source of this 2461-nucleotide messenger RNA. RefSeq names its product SRY-box transcription factor 2 (gene SOX2). Gene Ontology annotation, molecular function: RNA polymerase II cis-regulatory region sequence-specific DNA binding; DNA-binding transcription factor activity, RNA polymerase II-specific. The record is from RefSeq and is a predicted model, not a curated record. Gene Ontology annotation, biological process: cell differentiation; anatomical structure morphogenesis; regulation of DNA-templated transcription. The transcript has a single exon. NCBI's taxonomy places the organism in Eukaryota, Metazoa, Chordata, Aves, Apodiformes, Apodidae. Bases 386 to 1333 code for a protein of 315 amino acids.
ACUUGUUCAAAAAAGUAUCAGGAGUUGUCAAGGCAGAGAGAGAGAGUGUGUGUGUUUGCAAAAGGGGGUAAAGUAGUUUGCUGGCUCUUUAAGACUGAGGUGGAGAGAGAGAGAGAGAGAGAGGCAGGCAGAGAAAAGGGGAAAAGGAGGAAGAAGUUUUUUAAAAUCAAGGCUCCGGUGGUAAUAAUAGCUGUUAUUAGUAUUAUUAAUCCAUCAGAGAAGAGGAAGAUCCUGAUCUUGAUCCAAGUGUGGUUUUGGGGAGUCCCCCUCCCCCCUUUCCUACCCCUCCCUAGGAAAAAAAAAAAAAAAAAGUCCGGCUUGGGACUUCGCUGCGGCUGCUCCUCGCUUCUCUGCUCAAGGCUGGUUCCAGGCAAAAGUAGUUUGAAUGUACAACAUGAUGGAAACCGAGCUGAAACCUCCCGCCCCCCAGCAAACUUCGGGGGGAGGCACAGGCAACUCCAACUCGGCCGCCAACAACCAGAAGAACAGCCCGGACCGGGUCAAGCGCCCGAUGAACGCGUUCAUGGUGUGGUCCCGCGGCCAGCGGCGGAAAAUGGCCCAGGAGAACCCGAAGAUGCACAACUCCGAGAUCAGCAAGCGGCUCGGGGCGGAGUGGAAACUUUUAUCCGAGGCGGAAAAGAGACCCUUCAUUGACGAAGCCAAGCGGCUCAGAGCUCUGCACAUGAAGGAGCACCCGGAUUAUAAAUACCGACCCCGGAGGAAAACCAAGACCCUCAUGAAGAAGGAUAAGUACACGUUGCCGGGGGGCUUACUGGCACCGGGCACCAAUACCAUGACGACUGGGGUAGGGGUUGGGGCCACCUUGGGAGCUGGGGUGAACCAGAGGAUGGACAGUUACGCGCACAUGAACGGCUGGACCAACGGAGGCUAUGGGAUGAUGCAAGAGCAACUCGGCUACCCGCAGCACCCGGGGUUGAACGCGCACAACGCGGCGCAGAUGCAGCCCAUGCACCGCUACGACGUGAGCGCCCUGCAGUACAACUCCAUGACCAGCUCGCAGACUUACAUGAACGGAUCGCCUACCUACAGCAUGUCUUACUCCCAGCAAGGGACCCCGGGCAUGGCCCUGGGCUCCAUGGGCUCGGUGGUCAAGACGGAAUCCAGCUCCAGUCCCCCCGUAGUCACUUCCUCGUCUCAUUCAAGGGCUCCUUGCCAAGCUGGGGACCUUCGGGACAUGAUCAGCAUGUAUCUACCAGGUGCUGAAGUACCAGAACCAGCUGCCCCAAGCAGACUUCAUAUGUCCCAACACUACCAGAGUGCACCUGUUCCUGGCACAGCCAUUAAUGGCACACUCCCUCUAUCACAUAUGUAAGACAAAGGGGCCGGGGGCGGGAGGGGGGGAGGGAAGGAAAACUAAACAAAACAAACAAACAACAACAAAAAAUACUUUUAUUAGAAAUCCUGGACUUUUUUUUUCUUUUCUUUUCUUUUUCUUUUUUUUUUUUUUUUUGGACUAUUUUUGUACAGAGAAAACUCGGGGCGGGCGUGGGGGUGGGGGGAGCAGAAAUUAAACCGACAAGGAACUUGUAUAGAACUCGGAGGGGAAGCAAUUACAGAAAACUUUUAAAAAGUUCUAGUGAAAACGGUAGGAACUUUGCAGAAACUUUGCAAAAGUCUUUACCAAUAAUAUUUAGAGCUAGACUCAAAGAGCGAAGAGGAAAAUGUUUUAAUAUUUGCAGGCCACUUUUGUACAGUAUUUAUCAAAAGAAACAUGGCAAUCAGAAUGUCCAUUGGUAAUACAGAGAGGAGGGAAAAAAAAUACAAAAAACCCAAACAAACCCAAACAACUACCGAAUUGGCCAAUUAUUUUUUACAAACAGAGUCUACUUGGAGCAUUGUGGCUUUGGCAUCUGAAUUUAUAGCAGCUGCGAGAGGAGAAGAAAUUAUUUUACAGCAUUUGGACAUUGAAAUUGUUUUAGACAUUGUACAAAAGACAAAACAGGUAAGAUGAGUAUUUGCGAACCAUGGGCUUGGUUUGCUGUGAAAGGGCAAACGUUUAGAUUGUACUAAAUUUUAUUAUUAUUUUUUUUUACUUCUUGUUAAAAAGCAAAAAUUGCCAUGCAGGUUCACACGCCGUUUGUUAAUUUAUAAUAACUUUUUGUUUCCAGACUUCAUCCUGUUCAAGGGAAAAAAAAAAAAAAAAAAAAAAAGGAAAAAAACACCCAACCUGAAAUUACUGUGUUUGAAAUAUUUUCUUAUGGUUUGUAAUAUUUCUGUAAAUUUAUUGUGAUGAUAUUUUAAGUUCUUUUUUUUUUUUUUCCUCAUUUUCCGUAGUUGUAUUUUAAAGAUUCGGCUCUGUAUUAUUUGAAAUCAGUCUGCCGACAGUCCAUGUAUAUAUUUGAACUAAUACCAUCCUUAUAACAGGUACAUAUUCAAGUUAAGUUUUUACUCCAUUAUGCACAGUUUGAGAUAAAUAAAUUUUUGACAUAUGGACACUGAA